This is a messenger RNA of Impatiens glandulifera, 840 nucleotides long. RefSeq names its product expansin-A12-like. The record is from RefSeq and is a predicted model, not a curated record. Lineage: Eukaryota; Viridiplantae; Streptophyta; Magnoliopsida; Ericales; Balsaminaceae. Gene Ontology annotation, cellular component: extracellular region. Bases 43 to 792 code for a protein of 249 amino acids. Gene Ontology annotation, biological process: plant-type cell wall organization. The transcript is spliced from 3 exons.
UUUGAUCACAAAGAUAAACAUCAUCUUAUUUCACGCCAUGGAAUGAUCAUGAACUUUUUACUGAUUUGGUUUGUUGUUUUUUCUUAUAACUUUGAUGGGAUCACCGCCCAAGCUUGGAUAAAUGCUCAUGCAACUUUUUAUGGUGCCAAUCAAAGCCCAGCCACCCUUGGGGGGGCUUGUGGAUAUGACAACUCCGUCCAUGCUGGAUUCGGGGUUCACACCACUGCAUUGAGUGGUGCGUUGUUUAGAGGCGGAGAAGCAUGCGGUGCAUGUUACAUGGUGGCGUGCGACUAUAAACUCGACCCGAGAUGGUGCCUUCGCGGGGCUUCUGUGACCGUUACAGCCACCAACUUUUGCCCUCCUAAUAAUAAUGGAGGAUGGUGCGAUCAACCUCGCCAUCACUUUGACAUGUCCGCUCCUGCAUUCCUUCGCAUCGCGCGUCAAGGAAGUGAAGGAAUUGUUCCCGUCGUGUACCAAAGGGUUUCAUGCACGAGAUCUGGUGGUGUACGAUUCACAUUAAAGGGUCAAUCGAACUUCAAUAUGGUAAUGAUCUCAAACGUGGGUGGGAGUGGCGAUGUCAAGGCCGCUUGGAUCAAGAGCUCCUUAGCUAGAGCCUGGGUUCCCAUGCACCGCAAUUGGGGUGCGAAUUGGCAAAGCCCUCAAGAUAUCCGUAGCCAGGCAUUGUCGUUUAAGUUGACGUUGGUUGAUGGGAAGACUAUUGAGUUCGAUAAAGUUGUUCCUUCUUCUUGGAAAUUUGGACAAACUUAUGCUUCCGAAAACCAGUUUUUCUAAAAAUACAUUGAUUUAAAUAAUAAGUAUAUGUCGUAAAUAUUGACUAAA